Xyrauchen texanus (razorback sucker) is the source of this 3778-nucleotide messenger RNA. It is a transcript of the gene ogg1, whose product is annotated as 8-oxoguanine DNA glycosylase. The transcript is spliced from 8 exons. Bases 194 to 1363 code for a protein of 389 amino acids. Gene Ontology annotation, biological process: nucleotide-excision repair; base-excision repair; base-excision repair, AP site formation. Lineage: Eukaryota; Metazoa; Chordata; Actinopteri; Cypriniformes; Catostomidae. Gene Ontology annotation, cellular component: nucleus. The record is from RefSeq and is a predicted model, not a curated record. Gene Ontology annotation, molecular function: 8-oxo-7,8-dihydroguanine DNA N-glycosylase activity; damaged DNA binding.
UACCAAUCGUGUUUCGGUACGGAUCGAGUAGUGACAUGCUGAGCGCCUCUUGGAUAAAGACUACGUUUGUUCCCAAGCAGUUGGGUUUCACACAUGAUUGUAAAUCAAUUUGUGAAUAUCUUGAACCAUAUUACAAUAAUCUUGUAUGAACUGACUGCAUUCAUCCUCGCGGUGUAAGGAACGGAGGCGCAUCAUGUCCCACCAUGCUCUACUUUCUGCGGGCUGUACGGCGUGGCGGUCACUGUCUUGCCCGCGGUCAGAGCUUCGGCUGGACCUCACACUGGGAUGUGGACAGACGUUCCGAUGGCGUGAGACUGCAGAUGGACACUGGACAGGAGUGAUGCGGGGGAGAGUGUGGACAUUGACUCAAACAGAGGACGUGUUAUGGUACUAUGUGUACAGUCAUCAGGGAAACCAAGAAGCAGAACAUGGAUGCGAACGUAAGGUAGAAGGGGAGCUGCAGUUAUCAGGGAAGAGAUCGAAAGGAAUAAUUGAAAUAAAGCAGGAAGAGGCAAGAUCGUGCACAGUGAUGCCAGAGCUUGACAACAAAGAUGAGGAACUUCUGAAGGACUUUUUCCAGUUGGGUGUUAAUUUAGGGGACCUCUAUAGGGACUGGAGCGCAGAGGACCCCCACUUUAAACACACAGCUAAUAUCUUCAGAGGAGUGCGUAUGUUGCGUCAAGACCCUGUGGAGUGUCUCUUCUCAUUCAUCUGUAGCUCUAAUAAUCACAUCUCACGGAUUCAGGGCAUGAUCGACAGACUGUGUCAGACACUGGGGAACCCCCUCUGCAAGCUUGAUGAUGUGGCUUAUCAUGAUUUCCCCCCUCUGCCCGUUCUAUCAGAGACUACUGUAGAGAUGCGUUUGCGUGAUUUAGGUUUCGGCUACCGUGCAAGAUUCCUGCAGCAGAGUGCUCAAAUCAUUGUAAACUCUCAUGGACCCGACUGGUUCCAGUCACUCCGCUGCGCCCCCUACUUGCUUGCCAGGAAUACACUCAGAGCACUACCUGGCGUUGGUCUUAAGGUGGCCGACUGUGUAUGUUUGAUGUCACUGGACAAGUCUGAGGCUGUUCCUGUGGAUACACACGUGUGGCAGAUCGCCAAGCGUGACUACAGCUGUGCUGCCGGUAGCAGCCAAAAAACACUGACAGAUAAAGUCUACAAAGAUAUCGGUGAUUUCUUCAGAAAACUCUGGGGUCCUUAUGCUGGCUGGGCUCAUUCUGUACUGUUCUGUGCUGAUCUAAAGAGAUUUCAGAAGCUGAAAGAAGGCAUUCCUUUACUGAAAGACGACAAGAAAGAGGUGAAGAACAAGAAAAAAAGAAAAAUGAAUAAAAAGAGAGAAAACAGCAAGCAUCAGAGGACAUAACUCUGGCUUGGAUAAUGUCCAUCACUAAACCAAUUACACUACAGCUAGAUACACAAAAAAAAAAAUUAAAAUAUAAUUUGUGUUGUUUUCCAGUAGAAAAAUCUAAACAUCUGAAAACAAAAUAUAUUUACAAGUAAAUGGUAAAACAAGAUGCAACAAAAACUGAUUGAGAAAAUUGAUUAGUGUGUGUUAUUUUUUUAUAUAUAUAAGUUGAAUUUGUUGAAUAUAAAUCAGAAUAUGAAAUGUUUCCAUUUUUCAGUAAUUUUAAAGAAAAAGAAUAUUGUGCAUAUGUGUGUGUAUAUACAGUAUGUGCUCAAAUGUGUAUCAUAAAUGAAUUGUUUAUCUUUUUUAACAUUUUGAAUUUGAGAAAUAUAUUUGAUAAAACAUGUUUGCUAUCUUUGCAGAACCAUAUUACAUAUUGUGCAAGUACAAUUUUAAUCAAUGGUAUAUUCUAUCAUUUCCCUAUUAAAGGAAUGGUUCACCCCAAAAAAUUAAAUUCUGUCAUUUAUUUACUUAACCACAUGUCAUUACAAACCCAUUUGACUUUCUUCCAUGGAACACAAAAGUAGAUGUUUUUCAAAAUGUUCACACUGCUCUUUUCCUUUCAGUGAAAAUAUACAGUGACCAGUGGCAGUGCCCCCCAAAAGAAAACCGCAUUAAAACAUCUAUAUAUAUACAAUAUAAGUAUUGUCCAUGUUGUUUGUGAGAUAUAUCACAGUCUCCUUAAGUCGAACAAACUGAAAUGGAAGUCAUCAUUAUUCAAGGAAAAUCUUCCACCCUACCAAAGUUCUCAGUGGUCACUGAAUGUUUUCGUUGUAUGGAAAAGAGCUGCAUGAACAUUUUUCAAAAUAUGUCCUUCUGUGUUUCACCGAAGAAAGUCAUACAGGUUUUGAAUGAAAUGGGUGAGUAAAUGAUUAUUAAUUUUUCGUUGAACUAUUCCUUUAAAAUACAGCUUACACACUUAUUUCUAUAGAAUCAUAGAAGAAAUUCACUUUACUGAUCAUAGCUGAGUCAUAGCUCCUUGUAUAAGAACUGUCUACUGCAGUGUUUCCCAACCACUGUGCCACGGCACACUAGUGUGGUGUACAGUGGAAAAUUAUCAAAUUCCACAAAAUAAAUGCAUGAAAAAAAUUAUUUCAGGGAUCAAAACUCCUUACCUUUCGGAUAAAUUUGCCAUUUUGGAACUAUGAUUUAUUGUAUCACUUUUGUGAUUGUGAAGAGCAAUGCUUGAGUCAUUCUAUGAAACGGGUGCCAUUUGGGUCCGCAAAGUUUGAUGAGAUGCAUAAGGCACAAAAAAAUGUCCCAAAGUGUGUUUUCAAAGCUUAAAGUUAUUCAAUCAAGUGUUCUUGUUAACAUGAUAUAUGAUAAAAAUACUAUUCUUAAAGAGUAACAUAAUAUUUUUAAUCAUAUUUCAUUAGUACAUAGCAAUUUCACAUGUCCGUGUUGACCAACAUGACUUUGCAUCUAACAUAUCACCAAAUAAGUUAUAUAUUUUUUUCAAACAUUUAUUAUUUUCAGGAUUUUAUGUGUGUCCCUGUAUAUAUAAGAUAUAUUUAUUCAAAAUAAACCUUAUUUUUUUGUAAAUAUUUUCUGAUUUGUGUGCUUCCCUCAGUUUGACUUACCACCCCGUCACACUAACUUGUUUUAUCUAUAAAUAAUGUACCGUUGCUUUAAAUGACAUCACAAAGUGGAAAUUACAUAAUUUGAUCCUUGUAGCCAAAAAGAACAAAAGCAGGCAAGUACUGACAUUAUUUUACUUUGUUUAUUUGUUGCUUUUUCAUGUUUGGCAGGGUCCGUCAAACUCAAACCGUCAUGCAAAAUAGAUAGGGAAAACCGUAUUUAUAAAAAUUUAUAUAUUAUUAAUGUAAAGAAAAUUAUAUUUCAGAUUUAAUGCAUUUAUGCUAUGUGAGGAACUUGACCACAUGUGAGAUCUGCAGCCAUUUUGGGAUGAAAUUUACCACCCUGUCACAUACCACCCCGUCACAUGUUUUAUUGUGACGUGGUGGUAAGGGAUGUGAUGGGGUGGUUCUGCUUCCCGUUUGAAUGUGAGUAUGUGUGAAAACAAGGAUUAAUAUAGGCUAAUCAAUUUAUUUUAUGUUAACUUAACCUGUUUGGUUCACUCACUCACACACUCAUCACUCACUCACUCACUAUCUCUUUCUCUCACUCACACACUAUCUCUUUCACUCACUCACUAUCUCUUUCAGUCACUACUUACUAUUUCUUUCAGUCAGUCAUCAUUUAUCUUUUUUAUUUACUGUACAACUUCCUUUUUAGAGUUGAAUGCAAAAAGUAUUGUGAUGUAUAUGAUCAAAGUUUAGAAAAUGUUCUUUCAUUAUUACAAGGAAGAACAACAUUUGUUUGUUUAUAAUUUUAUUGUAAAAUGUUCAAAAUUUUAUUGAUUCUAAUGUUUGC